CACCUCUGUGGCCACCCCAAAGACGCUUUGAGAUAUUUAUGUGAUAGCUGAAGAUGGCGACCCCAAAUUCGGAUAGCCCGAGCUUUAAGACAUGGAGAGGCGUGAGCGCGAGAAACAACAGGCCGGACCGCAGGCUCCAGGAGCUUUUGGCCCACCCUACAAAAGGCCUAUUUACCGUUCUACCACCGGAGUUGCGCGAUGUAGCGAAGGCCGGGCUGGACCCUGUGGCUGUCACAAAGAUGGGCAUCACGCUGCGUGGUCUCCGCAAGCUCAGGACACGGCUUCGCCUGACGUUCGGGGAUGAGUACGAAACCAUGUCCACGGCGGAGGUCAAUGCGCGCUGGGUGAAGGAGGUGACCAAAGAGCGGCAGUGCCGGCUGCUUGAGAUGGGGCAGAUCGUUGACGCCGAGGACGUGGUGCAGCCCAUGUACUUCAUCAGCCAUGCGUGGAAGAACAAGAUCUCACUGCUGCUGGACUUCUUGCUGGACCGCUUCCUGGCGGCGGCGGACGGCGGCGUGGCGGUGUGGCUCGACAUCCUGUCGGUGAACCAGCACGAGAGCACGUCGGCGCACCGACGCGAUAUCGCCGCGUUUGACCAGGUGGUGCGGGCCUGCACCGGCGGCACCAUCGUGGUCAUGGACGUGGCGAACUGCAACCCCGCAACCCGCGGCUGGUGCAUCUACGAGUGGGCCACCACCCGCGCUCGCCACGGCCCUGACGGGCUGCACAUGUGGCUGGAGCCCAGCGAUCGCGGCGUGGUGUACGGCAGCUUGGACAUCCGAAUGGCGGAGUGCCAGUUCCCGGCGGACAAGGAGAUGAUCCUGGCCACCGUGGAGCGCCAGCACGGCUCUGCGGAGCUCUUCAACACCACACUCAAGUUACAGCUGCUGCUUGAGCCCGUCAGCUACCGGGUGGACGAGCGCCGCCUGCUGCAGCGCGCCCGCGGCACCCGCUGGGACUUCAACGCCGUGGCAGCCUGGCUGGACGCCGGGCCGCCCGUCGGCGGCAGCGGGGCCGGCGGCGGCGGCGGCGGCAAAGGCGGCUCGCGCGUGCUGUGUGUGGUGGCGGGCGCGGGCGAGGGCAAGAGCACCAUCAGCGCUGCGCUGUGCGCUGUGCCGGCGGAGGGCGGCUUCGGCGAGCGCAUCGCCUGCCGGCACUACUGCAAGUACAGCGACCAGCGGCGGCUGGACCCGGUGCGGGUCAUCAAGAGCUUGGCAUUCCAGCUGUCCAGCAGAUUCCCGGUGGCGUGCCAGCAGCUGCUGCAGCAGGACGCUGUGCGGGUAUCGCAGGAGGUGUCGGCGGAGGCGGCUUUUGAGGCGCUGCUGGCGGAGCCGCUGCGCCGUGUGGUGGCACAGCCCGACUUCGACGGGAAGCAGGUGGUGCUGCUGCUGGAUGCGCUGGAUGAGGCCGACCCGCCGCCGGCCCUGGUGGAGGCGCCGGCCCGCAUUGACCCGCUCACCGGCCGGCCGACCACCGCGCGACCCGCCUCGGCCCGCUCCACCGUCGCCGCGGCGCCGCCGCCCUGCAGCAACAAGGUGGUCCAGCUGCUCACCUCGCUCCUGACCCGCCUGCCGCCCUGCGUGCGCUUCCUGCUGACCACCCGCCCCGACGCCGUGGGCGGCAGCGUGUGCGGCCUUCUGGACCGCACCUUUGCGGCCACGGGCGGGGUGCAGUACCUGCGGCCGGCGGCGCUGCGGCGCGUGACCGGCGGCUCGGCGGCGGCGCAGGCGGUGGGCGGCGGUUCUGCGGAGGGCGGCAUCCUGGUGUACCGGACAGUGGUGGGCGAGUGCCUGCCCAAGGGCUCGGUGGCGGCGCUGGAGGCGCCUCCCACCCUGGCCGACCUCAACAACGUGUACAAGCAGGUGUUCUCCACGGCCUUCGCCAAGCUGCCCAAGCCCGAGGUGGCGCCGGUGCGCACGCUGCUGGCGGUGCUGCUGGCGGCGCAGGAGCCGCUGCCGCAGAGCCUGCUGACGGCCAUGGGCCUGGGCGGGCUGCUGCACAAGCUGCCCGGCUACCCGGUCACCUUCUUCGCCGAGGAGCACCACGUGUACUCCCUGCACAAGUCUCUGGCGGACUGGCUGCUGGACCCCUGGGCCCUGCACGCCUUCAAGCCCGACCUGCUGGCCGGACACCGCCAGCUGGCACAGACGCUGAUGCUGACCGUGCGCAAGGGCGGCCACCCGUCACCCUACGCACUCAAGUACCUGGUGCGCCACCUGGUGGCCUGUCGCGACCUGUCCUACCUGGAGGCGCUGCUGGGCGACUUCGCCUUCUUGGCCGCCGCCUUCAGCCAGGGCCACGGCCACGGCCUCAUCCGUGACCUGCUGCGGCUGGAGGCGCCCUCGCCGCCGCUGGCGGACGUGCAGCGCUGGCUGCUGGCGCGGCAGCACGAGCUGGUGGCUGCCAAGACGGAGGCGGACGUGGUGGCCACCGCCCUGCGCUGCCCGGUGGACACGCUGGUGUACGCGGCCGGCAGCAAGCGCUACAAGACGAUGGCGGGCGGCGCGGCAGAGGCCAAGGCGGGCGGGGGCGGCGGCGGGGGCGCUAACAUGUCAGGGGGAGAGGGCGCGCCGCCGCCACGGCAAGUGUGGGAGCUGGUGCAGGGGCUUGGUGCGCAGCGGAGGUGGCCUGCGACCAAGGUCAUCAUGCCGGGUCACACCGGCGUGUCGGCCUGUGUGAGCUGGUCGCCCGACGGCGCCACACUGGCCAGCGCCUCCUGGGACGGCACCCUGCGCCUGUUCGACACCGGCAGCGGCGAGUGCAUCGCAGUGCUGCUGGGCCACGAGGGCAAGGCCAAAUGUGUUGAGUGGUCGCCGUCGGGGCGAAUGCUGGCCAGUGGCGGGGAGGACAAGGCGGUGCGGCUGUGGGACGCCGUCAGCGGCGAGUGCGUCGCGGCGCUGCAGGGGCAUGAAGAGGACGUCAAUGCGGUCGCCUGGUCUGCGGAUGGGCAGAGUAUCGCCAGCGGCGCCAACGACCAGACCAUCCGGGUCUGGGACGUGGCCGCCGGCACCUGCAUCGCCACGCUGCCGCCCCAGGGCUUCAAGGUGAGCACGGUCGCCUGGAGCCGCGACGGGCGCCGCCUGGCCUCGGGCGGCGGCUACAUGGACGUCGAGGACACCAGCGUGGUGGUGUGGGACGUGGCGGCGGCGCAGCCCGAGGCAAUCCUGGUGGGCCACGAGAUGCACGUGGACGGCGUGGCCUUCAGCCCCGACGGCGCCGUGUUGGCCUCCGCCUCACACGACGCAACUGUGCGGCUGUGGUCCCUCCCGGACGCCCAGCUGCUGACGGUGCUGCACCACCACUCCCAGCCUGUGACGGCGGUGGCGUGGAGUCGUGACGGCCGCACACUGGCCACCUCCAGCUGGGACAAGACACUGGCGCUGGUGGACGUGGCCAGUGGGCAGGUGGCAGCCACACUCGAGGGUCACAUGAACCUUCCGUUUGACUGCAAGUGGAGCCCCGACAACAAGAGCCUGGCCAGCUGCGGCAAAAGCGGCAAGUGCCGCAUCUGGACCAUUCCGGAGCUGGCCACCCCGGCGGCGGCCGCGGCGGCGGAUGCCAAGUCUGCGGCUGCAAUCGCGUCAGCAGGGGUGGGUCACUCCCAGGCGGUGCUUGCAGUUGCAUGGAGUCCCGACGGCACCCGGCUAGCAUCUGCCAGCAGCGACGCAACCGCUCGCGUAUGGGAGGCAAGGAGCGGCGUGUGCUCUCUUCGGCUGGAGGCGGGCGCGGCAGAGGGAGGCGCUGAGGAGCACGGCGCGCGGCAGACGUCAGUCAACAGCGUGGCUUUCAGUCCCGACGGCAAGCUACUGGCCACCGGCUCCAACUCCAAGGCGGUGCGGCUGUACGCGGCAGACAGCGGCGCCCUGCUGGCCGUGCUGGAGGGCCACCAAUUCUUCGUGCAGUGCGUGCGCUUCAGCCCCUGCGGCCGCUACCUGGCCAGCAGCGGCUGGGACGGGCUGGUGCUGCUGUGGGACGUGGCCUCGGGGCAGCAGGCGGCGGCGCUGGAGGGCCACACGGACCGCGUGCUGGGCCUGGCCUGGAGCCCCGACAGCCGCCUCCUGGCCUCGUGCGGCUAUGAGGAGGACCGGACGGUGAAGCUGUGGAGUGUGGACGGGCGCACGUGCUUCGCCACGCUGCGGGAGCACGGCGCGGCGGUGCACAACGUCGCGUUCAGUCCGAAUGGCCGGGUGCUGGCGAGUUGCGGUGGGGACGGGGUGCGGCUGUACGACGUCGCGACCCGCGUGUGCACCGCCAAGCUGGAGGACUUUGAUGGCGCCGUGAUGGACGUGGCGUGGAGCCCCAACAGCGAUGAGCUGGCGUGCGCGGCGGACACGGGUCUGUGUGUGGACAUCCGCAACGUGCAGAGGGGCGGUGCCCGCGUUGCCGUGCUUCAGGGCCCCAGCGCGGCAGUGACCGGCGUGGCGUGGUCACCCGACGGCAAGGCGGUGGCGUGCUGCAGCAAGGACAAGAGCAUCCGCGUGUACGAGCGCCGGGACUGAGGCUGUCGUGUCGUAUACCGUACCGCAUGUUUAUGUAGAACAGGUGCUGUGCGCCGUGCCGCUGUUUGGAGUGGGAUGAAAGCGAGGACCGCAAUUUGUUUUGGGGAGCACUAUUUGGACCGCUGAGGGCCGGAGAGGCCCUAGCCGCCUGGCAUACGUGACGCGCGUGUCGAUGUGGGGGGUCGUCUGAGUGCAAACACGUGGGGUGAAACGGAGGGAUGAAGUGCAAAGUCUUGAUUGUAAGUAGUCCAGGCUCAGCGUGGUGGUGUGUCAACAUCAUUACGGCAUGCGCUGUGCUGCAAAAUGCGCAGCUCACUUGGCUCGACGCUUCAGCGGCUUAAUUGGGCGCUGUCGUGUGGGCGAAAGUUUGUACGUGCUGGGCCAACUCACGCCUAGAAAUGGCGUGCGGGGCGUGCCUACCAGACAAGAUGGCGGCACGCCGUAUUUAUUCUGUUGUUGCUGGGAUGUAUGCCGUCCGUGGUGUGGCCGUGUGUCAUAGUACAGCGGCAUUCUGGAUGUGCGGACGGGAAGAGGGCGGCCUAGGGGUGUUUCCAUUCACCACCUGUAAAGCAAUGCCGCA
Chlamydomonas reinhardtii is the source of this 5079-nucleotide messenger RNA. RefSeq lists its product as uncharacterized. Lineage: Eukaryota; Viridiplantae; Chlorophyta; Chlorophyceae; Chlamydomonadales; Chlamydomonadaceae. The transcript has 27 exons. The record is from RefSeq and is a predicted model, not a curated record. Bases 54 to 4499 code for a protein of 1481 amino acids. Gene Ontology annotation, molecular function: protein binding.